AUGGCAAGCGAACGAGACUCCGCUAGUCCCACGACAGACGCCCCAACCGCUCCGACUCAACCACUGCAUCCAGUGCAACACUGGGAGCAACUUGCUGAGGAACCUGAAGAGGGUGGUGCCGAUGCAGACUCAGCCCUUGGGUCCAACCCCCCAGAGUCGACAGAAUCACUGACCUCAAGCAUCCUUCAAUACCGUACUAUCAAUGGCAGGACAUUCCACUCGGAGAGAGGGAACGCAAGAUAUUGGGCAUCCAAUGACGAAAAGCAGAACGAGUCGAUGGACAUUGUCCACCACUUCCUGUCCCUUGUGUUUGACGGCAAACUCUAUCGGGCUCCCUUGGAGAAGGAUAUUCAGAAAGCCGUGGAUAUUGGAACUGGGACAGGCAUCUGGGCAAUCGACUUUGCCGAUGAGUUCCCUAACACGGAGGUUAUCGGAACAGACAUCUCGCCUAUCCAACCUUCUUGGAUUCCGCCCAACCUGAAAUUCGAGAUCGAUGACUGCAGUCAGGAGUGGACACUCGAGCCAAACUCCGUGGAUUUUGUACACAUGCGUUUCCUCUACGGAAGCAUUAAAGACUGGUCGUUUCUAAUCAACCAGGCAUACAAAGCCUGUAAGCCAGGCGGCUGGGCUGAAAGCCUAGAAGCCUCGGCGAUGAUGCAGAGUGAUGACGGAACUGUAACAGAAGACAGUGCCAUGCACGAAUGGGGAAAAUUCUUCAUUGAGGGCGGAAAGAAGAUGGGCCAGACAUUCACAAUUCUUGAGGACGACGUGCAACGGAAGUGCAUGGAGGAAGCUGGCUUUAUUAAUAUUCACAUCGACAACCGAAAGGUGCCCAUUAGCGGGUGGCCGAAGGACCCAAAGAACAAGGAAAUCGGCCACUUUGUACAUGCUGCCCUUGAGCAGGACCUUGAUGGUUAUAUCUUGUAUAUGGCAAGCCAACUUCUUGGCUGGACGAUGGACGAGGUCCGCGUGUACUGCGCACAGCUUCGACGAGAGCUCCGGAACAACAAAAAGUACCAUCCGUUUUACUGGGUGAGAAAGGUCUACGGUCAGAAGCCAGAAGCUUAG
Molecule: messenger RNA, 1068 nt
Organism: Fusarium keratoplasticum
Lineage: Eukaryota; Fungi; Ascomycota; Sordariomycetes; Hypocreales; Nectriaceae
Exons: 9
Coding region: 1-1068 (355 amino acids)
Molecular function (GO): methyltransferase activity
Source: RefSeq, a predicted model, not a curated record